AUGAAUACAAUAUACAAGGCUAGAGCUGAUAAGAAGCGUAAGCAAAUUGUUUUAAAGUCGGGAGAUCUUGUUUGGCUUCAUUUGAGAAAAGAAAGAUUUCCAAGUAAGAGGAAAAAUAAGCUUAUGCCAAGGGCGGAUGGUCCUUAUGAGAUUAUUGAGGCAUAUGGAGAUAGCGCAUAUAAGAUUGACUUGCCUACUGAAUAUGGAGGUGUUAGUGCUACUUUUAAUGUGGGUGACCUUUCUCCUUAUUUAGAUGAUGUGAAUUUGAGGGCAAUUUCUUUUGAAGAAGGGGAUAAUGAUGUGAAUGUUAAGGAGAAUUCUUUUGAAGAGCCUAUCACUUUGUUACUUAACCCGAUGGGGGUUUGA
Spinacia oleracea (spinach) is the source of this 366-nucleotide messenger RNA. RefSeq lists its product as uncharacterized. Lineage: Eukaryota; Viridiplantae; Streptophyta; Magnoliopsida; Caryophyllales; Amaranthaceae. The transcript has a single exon. The record is from RefSeq and is a predicted model, not a curated record. Bases 1 to 366 code for a protein of 121 amino acids.